Messenger RNA from Leptomonas pyrrhocoris, 710 nucleotides. RefSeq lists its product as hypothetical. Bases 228 to 710 code for a protein of 160 amino acids. The transcript has a single exon. Lineage: Eukaryota; Euglenozoa; Kinetoplastea; Trypanosomatida; Trypanosomatidae. The record is from RefSeq and is a predicted model, not a curated record.
AGUGCCCGCACCCCGCUGGUGCGGUGUGUGAGUGUGAGUGUGUGUGCGAUUGUGCGGUGGCCGCGCUGAUGACCGAAGCAGUUAUUUGUUUGCACAUUUCCUGAGGAGACCCCUCCGGUGAACGACCCGACAACUUCUAAGAACACCAGCUGACAUGCGUGCCGCGUGGCGUUGUGCGUGCCGUGGAACUGAAUGAUUACGUUGCGUCUACCACCUAACGACCGUUGAUGAUUAUACGUGAUGCAAUCAAUACUACACUACACCGAAUACCUUGGAUGACGUUCUGCGCGUGGCGCUUGCCGGUUGCUGGUUGCUGGUUGCUGGUUGCUGGUUGCGCGCGUGGUGUGUGCGCUGCACCUUCCGGGCAGGAUGACGCCGUGACUGCGGUGGCGCUGUGUCCAAUCGGUGGUGCGAGACGCCGUGGCGAGCUGCCUGUGUGUGUUGUGUUCUGUGUGCUGUGUGCGGAGUGCGUGUGUGAUGAUGUACAGAGUCUGCGAAACACGCAGGUCGCGGAGCCCCGGCUGUGCGCGCCAAUUGAACUGCUGUAUUUCUUGGGUGAACAAUCUCUGAUGUGCCUCCUGCGUGGCUGCUGCCGUUGCUCGUUGGACCUGUGGUAUGCGCUGUGCGGGGACGCUGAUGCAGACAAAUCAAUACUCACUCCUAUGCGGAGCUGCACUGCGCUGCUGCCCGCUGUGCGGACGCGAAGAUAA